Molecule: messenger RNA, 561 nt
Organism: Chionomys nivalis (European snow vole)
Lineage: Eukaryota; Metazoa; Chordata; Mammalia; Rodentia; Cricetidae
Product: short transmembrane mitochondrial protein 1
Exons: 1
Coding region: 24-167 (47 amino acids)
Source: RefSeq, a predicted model, not a curated record
UCCUCGCCCUCCCUACCGACAACAUGCUCCAGUUCCUGCUUGGAUUUACUUUGGGCAACGUGGUUGGAAUGUAUCUGGCUCAGAAUUAUGACAUGCCAAACCUGGCCAAAAAACUUGAAGAAAUUAAAAAGGACCUGGAAGCCAAGAAGAAACCCCCUAGUUCCUGAUGCCUGCCCAGCACUGCGCUCUGGACCCAAGUUCCCUCCCGAGGGGCUUGCCUCCUUCAUAGCCGCAUCCCAAAGCUGUGUUCCUCCUCAGCCUCAGACCUUGCCUGUUGCCUUAGAACCAACAUGGGGCCAGAAGUCAAGGUUACCAGCAGCUUCCCUUCCUCCUGUAACUUCCGUCCAGCUGCUUCUGAGUCCUAAGACUGGAAUAUGGUGCUAGGUUAGCAAUCACAAUCUUUAUUAGUGCUCGCCCACCUGUCCUUUGGGAGCUACCACCUGUUGUCAAGAGAAGGAUGAAUGGAUUCGGAUAGCUGAUUUCACCAUCUAGCAGUUACAAUAGGAGCGUGUUACAUGUUUGUUACUAAAUUUUGUUGUCAAAGUAAUUAAAAUCAAUACA